AUGCAAAUCGUUCUUUUAUCGAUUAAAUACUUUAACCCACACCACGCUUUUUCUAUUCUUGUGCUAUUCAUUGUCUUCGGGCUUUUCUAUUUCACGCACUCUGGUCUUAUCUAUCUAUCUAUCUAUCUAUCUAUCUAUCUAUCUAUCUAUCUAUCUAUCUAUCUAUCUAUCUCGCUCUCGCUCGCUCGCUCUAUCUAUCUAUCUAUCUAUCUAUCUAUCUAUCUAUCUAUCUCGCUCUAUGUUAUCCUGUUCAUAUCUAUCUAUCUAUUAGUGUUUUCGUGUCUUAACGUACGCUCCCUAUCUAACUUUCUUUAUCUAUCAAUGAAUGUUUGUCUUUAUGUAUAUAUACCUAUAUCUAUCUAUCUAUCUAUCUAUCUAUCUAUCUAUCUAUCUAUCUAUCUAUCUAUCUAUCUAUCUAUUCUAAUAAAUAUACAUUUUCUUUCCCUAACGGUUUCUAUUUCGUUCUCCUCUUUCUUUCUCUCUUUCUUUCUUUCUUUCUUUGCUCGUCUUCUUUGUUUUUUUGCUCGUCUUCUUUCUUUCUUUGCUCUUCUUUUUUUUUGCUCGUCUUCUUUCUUUUUUUCUUUCUUUCUUUUUUCUUUCUUUCUUUUAUUCUUUCUUUCUUUUGCUCGUCUUCCUUUUUCUUUCUGA
Molecule: messenger RNA, 648 nt
Organism: Acanthosepion pharaonis
Lineage: Eukaryota; Metazoa; Mollusca; Cephalopoda; Sepiida; Sepiidae
Source: the annotation of a GenBank genome assembly